This is a messenger RNA of Leptopilina boulardi, 2317 nucleotides long. Its product is annotated as WD repeat-containing protein 91. Gene Ontology annotation, biological process: early endosome to late endosome transport. NCBI's taxonomy places the organism in Eukaryota, Metazoa, Arthropoda, Insecta, Hymenoptera, Figitidae. The record is from RefSeq and is a predicted model, not a curated record. Gene Ontology annotation, molecular function: protein binding; phosphatidylinositol 3-kinase regulator activity. Gene Ontology annotation, cellular component: extrinsic component of endosome membrane; early endosome membrane; late endosome membrane. The coding region runs from base 139 to 2058 and encodes 639 amino acids. The transcript has 8 exons.
CCCAGAAAAAGCAGACGUCGCUGGUCACAAAUCAACACAAACAAAAUUCUGUCAAAAAUCUAACUACUGUUUACAUUUAUUUUAUAAUUGUUAUGUCUUACCUUUGAUUCUAAUAAUACGUUUAAUUACAAAUAAAUAAUGUCUCAUGUUCAAUAUAUUGAUGAAUUAUUUAAGGAAUACCUGCUUUUUAGGGGAUUUACACAAACAUUAAAAUCAUUCGAUAAUGAAGUGAAAAUGGAAAAGGAAAAAGGUUUUCGGGUUGACAAAAUUGUUGAUCAAUUAAUGCAGCAUAUAUAUAAUUAUGAUCUUUUAUCUCUACGUGAACUGUGGGGACAUUUAGAUAGAAGAAUGUUUUUAAGAUUGGAAAAUCAUUUUAUACCAGGAAUAAAAAAAUUAGAAAAUUCAGUGCUAAAAAUGUAUCUUGUUAAUGCCGCAGUGAAUAACAAACAAGAUCGUAUUCAAGAUUUUUUUAUUAAAUUGGGAUCAGAAUUACAAGGACAAGUGGAAUGGAAAGAAUGGUUUGCACUGCCGUUUGUCAAAAAUCCUGAAGAUAAUCCAAUUUAUUCCGUUUACUUUAGUCGUCACUGGCAAGAAACUAUGCUAGUUUCAUUACAUAAUUUUAUUGCAACAAUUUUUCAGUACAUGCAUUUACCAACAUUACUAACAAUCGAUGAAGAUACAAAUAAAUUUAAAAGAUUACAAGAAGAAAAUGAUGUUUUGAGACAAAUAUUAAGUGAACUGACAAAAGGAGAAAGUUUAGCUGAUGUAAAUUCUGGUUCAACACCUCAGCAACUUCCAAUCAUGGAUGACUUUUAUAUUAUUGCACAAGAAUCUCCCUUACUUGACAAUCCUAAAUCAUUGAAGAGUUUAAUUAGAAAUAUUGGUGGUGGAUCGAGUCCAAUUUUAAAUAGAAAAUCUCAAUCUAGUGUGAAAAAAUUAGGUGAUUCUGAAAUUGCAAUUACGAAACGAACAAAUGUGAAAGGAAGAUUGACAUCUUUGAAUAAAUCAGAAGUAAUUAGUAAAAGAAGUAUAAGCUGUGAUUCGAGGCUCACUAGAAAAAGAGAUUCAUCUGUGGACGCUGAAAAUAAGAUAAAAGAAAGAAUAGACAUUAAUUAUUCUCUAUUGACACAAGAAGAAUAUUUAGAACAUAAAACUUCAAUUCUUCAAUGUAAAUGUAAUACCAGUGGAUCUUGUGUUGCCACUGGAGAUGCUGAUGGAGUUAUUAAAGUUUGGAUGCCAACUUCUACGCCAAAAACAAUAGCUACUUUUUCUGCAUCAGCUGUAAAUUUUAAUAAAGCAGUUACAUCCUUAGAUUGGAUAUCAAAAAAUGAACGUUAUUUUAUACAUGGAGAUAAUCAUGGCCUGAUUCAAUUACAUGAUACUCGUGAUUGCAAAACAAUAUGGAAAAUUCAACAUGAAGGAUCGCGUGUUCUUAAAUUAAUUUGCAAUCCUGCGGAAUCUAAUUUUGUUGUCUCAUUGUCAGAUUCAAAUGAGGGAAAACUACUUUUGUAUGAUAUUAAAACAAAAAAAAUUGAACGAACUCUUCCAAUGGAAAAGAAUUUAAAUGCUCUAUGUUCAACAUUUAAUCAUAAUGGACAACUACUAAUUACAGGUCUUUCAAAUGGCAAUGUAUUGAUUCACGAUCUUAGAAGGAAUGAAGUUAUUGAUAAUUUUAAUUGCUAUUCAAAUCCAAUUAUUGAUAUUGAUUUGGUUAAUGAUUUUACAAAUAUUUGUACAUUAAGUGAAGAUGGUAAAUUAUGUCAAAGAAGCUUGAAUCAAACUAGUAAAGUUUUAUGGGAAUCGAAGGCUAAAAUUGAAAAGAAUGUUGUGAGGGGAAAAAUUUUUUGCUUUGAUCAAAAUGGCAGUAAUAUGUUACUUUGUACACAAAGCGGUGGAAUUAUUUGCAAGGUGCCACCAUCAAAUCAAGGAAAAGUUUUGCAAUUGGGGGGACAUAAAGGAACAUUAUGUUGUGAUUGGUCUAACAAUAAUCAAACAGGAAUAUGUAUCACGGGUGGUGCAGAGGGCAAGGCAAGAGUAUCUACAUUACAAGCUCACUAAAUGGUUAAAAAAAAAAACCUACUUUAGAUUGCAAAUUUUUAAUUAAUUUUAAUCUAUAAUUAUAGUUUUCUUUAGUUCAAUGAUGUGAUAAUAUUAUGUAAUAUUUUGUUAAUUUUAAGUUUAAAUUAUUUUAAUGUAUAUUAAUUUAAUAUAUUUAAUUACUUUAAAUUGUACUGUAAAACAUUUUUACUGAAAAGCUUAGUUAAUUUUUGUAAAAUACUGAUUUUAAAAUAAAUAUUUUUUCUAUUGGUGAAAACAA